UACUCUAAGUACCUAUUGUACAUGCUCCUAAGCUGCCUCUGUCUAUAUCCUCCUCGCCCAAGGAGCCGUGAACCAACCAACCAGUUGAUCCAUCGAUCGAUCAGCAUCCGCGAUUCGAAUCGGAUCGGCCCAAGGGAAGGGUACCAGGCGGCGGCGGCCACCUCCACCCCCGGCACCGGCACCAACUCCAAGCAGAUGGAGGACGUUGCAAAGGACCUGACGGCCGGGACCGUCGGAGGGGCUGCCAACCUCAUCGUCGGCCACCCGUUCGACACCAUCAAGGUCAAGCUCCAGAGCCAGCCCACCCCUGCCCCAGGCCAGCUCCCCAAGUACGCCGGCGCCAUCGAUGCUGUCAAGCAGACCGUCGCGGCCGAAGGGCCGAGGGGCUUAUACAAGGGGAUGGGGGCGCCUCUCGCCACCGUUGCGGCCUUCAACGCUGUCUUGUUCAGUGUCAGGGGGCAGAUGGAGGCUCUCCUGAGGUCUCAACCCGGUGCGCCGCUGACGGUGAAGCAGCAGGUUGUCGCGGGCGCCGGUGCUGGAGUUGCAGUCUCGUUUCUGGCGUGUCCAACGGAACUGAUCAAGUGCAGGUUGCAAGCCCAGAGUUCCUUAGCCGAGGCAGCUGCUGCUUCCGGCGCGGCUCUACCCAAAGGCCCGAUCGAUGUGGCCAAGCACGUCGUCCGGGACGCCGGCGCGAAAGGUCUCUUCAAGGGCCUCGUCCCGACGUUGGGCCGCGAGGUUCCCGGCAACGCGGUGAUGUUCGGCGUGUACGAAGCCACCAAGCAGUACCUCGCCGGUGGCCAGGACACAUCGAACCUCGGCAGGGGCUCCCAAAUCCUGGCCGGAGGGCUCUCCGGGGCAGCCCUCUGGCUGUUGGUGUACCCGACCGACGUGGUGAAGAGCGUGAUCCAGGUGGACGAUUACAAGAACCCGAGGUACUCGGGGUCCCUCGACGCGCUGAGGAAGAUCGUCGCGGCCGACGGGGUGAAGGGCCUGUACAAGGGGUUUGGACCCGCCAUGGCGCGCAGUGUCCCGGCCAAUGCGGCGACAUUCGUGGCGUACGAGAUAACAAGAUCGGCUCUAGGCUGA
This is a messenger RNA of Phragmites australis (common reed), 1086 nucleotides long. Its product is annotated as mitochondrial carnitine/acylcarnitine carrier-like protein. Gene Ontology annotation, biological process: mitochondrial L-ornithine transmembrane transport. The record is from RefSeq and is a predicted model, not a curated record. NCBI's taxonomy places the organism in Eukaryota, Viridiplantae, Streptophyta, Magnoliopsida, Poales, Poaceae. Gene Ontology annotation, molecular function: L-ornithine transmembrane transporter activity. The transcript has 3 exons. Bases 22 to 1086 code for a protein of 354 amino acids.